Molecule: messenger RNA, 1071 nt
Organism: Orycteropus afer afer
Lineage: Eukaryota; Metazoa; Chordata; Mammalia; Tubulidentata; Orycteropodidae
Gene: SSR2
Product: signal sequence receptor subunit 2
Cellular component (GO): endoplasmic reticulum; membrane
Source: RefSeq, a predicted model, not a curated record
ACGCUCUCUUCCUGUCUUGGUAGCUCUCGAAAGGUAUUUGGGGUGCGCGCGAUGAGAUUGCUGGCAUUUGUGGUGUUGGCUCUCUCUGUUGGCACUCAAGCAGAGGAGGGGGCCAGGCUUUUGGCAUCCAAGUCACUGCUAAACAGAUAUGCUGUGGAGGGGCGAGACCUGACCUUACAGUACAACAUCUAUAAUGUUGGUUCAAGUGCUGCAUUAGAUGUGGAAUUAUCUGAUGAUUCCUUCCCCCCAGAAGACUUUGGCAUUGUAUCUGGAAUGCUCAAUGUCAAAUGGGACCGGAUUGCCCCUGCUAGCAAUGUGUCCCAUACCGUGGUCCUGCGCCCUCUCAAGGCUGGCUACUUCAACUUCACCUCAGCAACCAUUACAUACCUGGCCCAGGAGGAUGGGCCUGUUGUGAUUGGCUUUACCAGUGCCCCUGGACAGGGAGGAAUCCUGGCUCAGCGGGAGUUUGAUAGGAGAUUCUCACCCCAUUUUCUAGACUGGGCAGCCUUCGGGGUCAUGACCCUUCCCUCCAUUGGCAUCCCCCUGCUCCUGUGGUACUCCAGCAAGAGGAAAUAUGAUACUCCCAAAACCAAGAAGAACUGAGUGGGGCUUCCAUAGCCCUCCCCCACAGAGAAAUCCAGGUGCUUUCCAGACUCCAAAGGGUAUAUCAAAUGCAAUCUCUUCUCCUUUAGCCCUGGCUACUUUCUCCUGGAUCCUGCUUUGCUCUCAACUAGAGUAAAGGAACAGGCCUAGAAAUCUGAGAGCCUCCUUGGUUCUAUUCUGAAGCCAUACAAAUAGGAAUGCUUUUGGCAGCAGCCUUGAGCCUAGAGGGCCCUCUGGUGCUUCACUGAGGGGCUGGUGGGUAUAUUGCUGGCAACGUGAACUCUCGGAUCCAGGACAGGGCACUUCGGAGACUGCCUGACAUCACCCUGCCCUUCGCCCUCCCCUCUCAGAGAGUAGAAGGUGAUAUGAAAGCUAUAUGACUCUUGAAGGUUACUCAAUCUCUAUUCUAGGUUAGGGAAGUGUUUACCAAAUGGAGUUUUCUAAUAAAAAUAAUAAAUGCCACACUGA